Penicillium oxalicum is the source of this 306-nucleotide messenger RNA. Its product is annotated as glutaredoxin family protein. The transcript has a single exon. The record is from RefSeq and is a predicted model, not a curated record. Bases 1 to 306 code for a protein of 101 amino acids. NCBI's taxonomy places the organism in Eukaryota, Fungi, Ascomycota, Eurotiomycetes, Eurotiales, Aspergillaceae.
AUGGCACCCAAUUAUCUCACUCGCCUGACAUUUUUUACUCGAGCCGGUUGCGGCUUGUGCGAUACUGCUAAAAACACCGUCGUCCAGCUUCGAAAGCGACGUCCAUUCGAGUAUAUUGAGAAGGACAUCAUGGAUUCGCGAAACAAGUGUUGGAAGGAUGUUUAUGAAUUCGAUGUUCCAGUCUUACACAUACAGUCCAUCAAGGAUGGUCUUCCUCAGGAAGCUCAAUUAUCUGAUGCCCGGAAAUUGUUCCAUCGGUGGACUGAGCAAGAAUUGGAGAAGGUGGUCGAUGAAGCCGAGAAAUGA